AUGGCUUCAAGCAGCAUCUGGAAGGAUGACGAAAUACUGCGGCAUUUUGACAUCGAAGAAGUAAAGAAGCUCUUUCGUCCCCAAUCACAAGCAUAUGCAAAACCAAAGACGGAUGUAUUUCUUGAACAAUACAAACGUCGAAAGGCGGAUCAGUCUCUUCCUCCGCAAACAGAUGCUGAGCGCGAGCUCAUUGAGAAGACUGGAUUGCCCCUUGCGCAUCUCAACGAGCAUAACAUCAGGCACCUCUUUGCCCCCAAGGAUGAUCCACCGGGAGGCUGCCCAAGUGCCUCACAGAAUAGAAGGGCUGGUUUGAAUCAGGAUCCGGCCGUGAUCUCACCUCACAGAGGCUCAGAUACAUCAAUGGAGACUUGGAUUCAGAACUUGACGUAUGAUGAUAUUGCCUCGUUGUUCACUGCAAGAACCUCAAAGCCCAAGCCCGUACUGGGUAACGCCCUGCAAUUAUCUCAAACUACGGAUCCGAACCCUGCAGCGCCCUUGAGGCCUUUCAACGUUUCUGGUCCUUCAGCGAAGGCACCUGAACUUAGUCUCGAGGGGCUGGAUAUGAAGACAUGCAUCGCGGACUUUGUGAGGAGGUUGCUGCGCGAAGCCCUCCAUAUCAACAACCUCAAAGACGCAUGGAAGCAGCCUUCUUGCUCUCAGGAACGUCUGGCUGCCUACCGCCAGGAUACGGUAGCUGCUGGACCAAACCUAACGGAGGGUCCUAUCCGGCUGGAUACCUCGGCUGGCACCCUUUUACACAUGAAGUGGUCUCCCUGGAAUUUGGAUGUCAUCAGUCUGCUAGCAAGGAAGGCCCGUUGCGAUGCCGAGAGACAUCUCAUUCUGCGCCACUGCAAAGAACUGGAUGUGAUCGAUUGGGAAGGUCUUUGUCGUGAUAGGGUGCACACGAUAUUGGGAGAUUGCCACCGAGGGCGCCCGCGAUCGGAGACAGAGAGUCCAGAGCUUGCGCAGCAGCGCAUGGACCUUAGCUACGCAAAGAAUGCGCUACUAUCCUCCAAGCGCCGUAUACGAGCAUGGAAGUAUGACGUGCGUUGCUCCAUCGCUGCCGGAAUGCUCCAAUCCGGCCAAGCCCUCUCGCAAGGUCGGAACCCGGACAUUGCAGCUAAUGCCAAAGAUCAGACAAUGUGGUGGGCGGAGGCUUGCGCAGCUCUUCACCUGCUGACCGAAGAUGGCAUGUCCGACGAAGAAGACGGUUAUGAUGGGGAUGAACAAGUGAGGGUCGUGCAAGACAUACGAUAUCGCAGUCUAAGGCUGCGUAACUUCCUCGCCACCGUGGAUGAAGCCAGAAUCGCAGAAAAGCUCAUAUUUCCUAUGAUCGGUCGAUCUCGCCGUCGCCGCGUUUACGUAUCAUCCAUGGUGGACCGUGAACCGCCUCGCGGACUGCCACUUGCCUUCUAUAAAGGUGAAUUUCUACGGGAGAGGGGCUCUUAUGCCGAAAGUAGACUGGCGAUCAACUACGAGGAUGACAAUUGGCGCAUCCUAGAGCAAUGA
Molecule: messenger RNA, 1509 nt
Organism: Schizophyllum commune H4-8
Lineage: Eukaryota; Fungi; Basidiomycota; Agaricomycetes; Agaricales; Schizophyllaceae
Exons: 10
Coding region: 1-1509 (502 amino acids)
Source: RefSeq, a predicted model, not a curated record